Pecten maximus is the source of this 5344-nucleotide messenger RNA. RefSeq lists its product as uncharacterized. The transcript is spliced from 11 exons. Bases 320 to 4468 code for a protein of 1382 amino acids. The record is from RefSeq and is a predicted model, not a curated record. NCBI's taxonomy places the organism in Eukaryota, Metazoa, Mollusca, Bivalvia, Pectinida, Pectinidae.
CAGUAUGGAAGUAUUGUGUGGGACACCAGUGUGCCACUAGGAGCGUUUAAAAUGAAAUUAUCUGCAUUGUUUAAUGUUUUAAAGGGCUUUACAGUCAGUGUAUAAUAGCUUCAGCUAGAAAAACGGCCCGUGUGUCUGUUAUUGGUACGGGCUGUGUGUGAAAUAGUUGGUGGAUUUAAUUGUCUCUUAAGUACGGCAGGAGGCGGACUCCGUUUCCACAUACAACACCGAUCUAGAUAUGGACAUCAACUCGCAGUAACCGGAUGUCGCUGUAACCGGAUGUCGCAGUAACCGGAUGUCGAUUUGACAACAGGAGACAAUGGCGCAUGCAUGUGACGAACAGCGGAUGUCAUUCCAGAACAGUUACAAUGUACCAUUUCAAACAUCCAGUAUUUUUUCACCAGGACUGGUGAAUGCACAUUCGUUCAUAAAUCACAACAGGAGUUAUGAAAGUCCAAAUUUCGAAGCUUGUUCCCCGACUGUCCAGCUUUUUAAAGACAAACUGGCGUACAACGCUGCAAAUUCAAGACAAGGCUCGAGACUUUCGACAAACACCUGGGUUGAUCCACUGGCGUCUAGUGCAAACCCAAUUAUACAGCAGACACAUCCGAGUACACCGAAAACGAGUACCCCUUUACCGGGAAGAAACACCGCCUCCAAACGAAUGGUCCGUUUCUAUGACAAUGUGUGUGUGACGUCAGACGAUGACCCGGUUAUGACGUUCUUGCUGAAGAUGCUAAAUAAAUUAGAGGAAGAGAGGGAGGAGGAAUUGGCAAGAAGAAAGAAAGAACAUCGGAUGUGGAAGGAGAGGAGGAGAAUGAGAUUACUCACUGGCCAAAGCCUGGAAACUGAAUCGGAUACGUCAAGCGACGAUGACCUUGACCUCUCAGUGUUCUCUGUAGAGCAGUUUCAGCAGAUGAAGGUCAAAAUGGCUCAAGGUCAUUCACUUGGACCGAACAUUAAAAAAGACAUCUCAAAAACGAAUGGGGUGGCCAGUAUGGUGGAAAUACUGAAGGACCUAACGAUGGCGGAUAUAGAGCAACCAGAACACGCGGCCUGGUUGUUUGACCAGGGCAAUCACAAGACAGUAUGGUGCGUCGUCGCAGAUAUGUUGUUCUGUAUAUUCGAGAGCAAAACGUCUGAACGUCCACAGGCCGUCGUGUUGUUGCCCGGAUGUUCCGUUCGAUCACUUGUGUACAGCUCGGCGGCGACCAAACCACACCAGGGUAUGUCUAAGACGAUAUCUGGGUUGGACAAGUACCAAAUCAUCCUGGACGACUCCAGUACUCAUAAGAAAUAUUUGUUCAGCGUGCAGAAGAAAUCAGACUUACUUUGCUGGAUGGCAUUUCUCAAACCGGCAUCAAAUCUGGAGAAUGACACACAAAUCGACACAUCCGCUGAACCGAGACGACACUCUGUUAGCGGCCCUGUCCCCGUCCUUAAAGGUGAAGCACAGACUCACGUGACCCCCAAAUAUGCUCCAUCUGCCAGGAACUCCAUACGGACGUCCACAUUGGUCAAGUCAGAGUCAUUCACCAAUGGAGUGACUCCUGCAGACGCAGAAACAUCUCAAAACUCUGAUCGAGAAAGUUCGAGCACGACCUCUGGGUCGUCUCCCCCAAAAGACUCAUUGGGAGAUUUCCGAAGGAGGUUGCGACGGGAUACGGAACCAGAGAUAAUGAAAACACAGCCUGUAAAAGCGACCCAUUUUCAAAAGUCCUCCCCGCAACCAAAGAAAUCUAAUCCAUUCAGGAAACUCAGGUCGUUCGGUAGUUUAGACAGUUUAUUUAAAAAGAAAUCUUCGAAAGACACUGAUUCGACAGAUUCAAACUCGCUGGAUGAUAACGACGGUGCUUCGUCGCUGUCCUCUUCAGUUGACUUCACAAGUGUAGGUCUAGUCGAUUCCGAACCCAAGACCGGUCUCGGUCGACAGCAGAGCCGGAAGUUGUCCCGGUCCCUUGACUUUGGCAAAUCUGAAAAGGGUUUGAGUAAGGGCAUUAUUAGAACUGCUUCAGAUUUAAAAGACAAACUAAAACGCAAUAAGCCUGAGACCCCAGUGAUCCUGAAGGAUCUCCAAGAGAUACGAAUGAGUGGUUAUUUACAGCAAAAGUACCUACUCAAGUGGCAUAAACUGUGGUGCAUUGUUUGUAGGGGAUGUCUGUACGGGUUCAAAUCUAUGGCGCCCGAUGAAUCUGCAACUGUGGCAGUGGUUCUAAACAACUCAAAAGUGGAAUAUGUGUCUGAACCAGAAAAAAGGUUCAAAAAAUCUUAUGUGUUCAAAAUUUCUCAUCAGAGUCGGAAGAGUGUUUAUUUCAAUGCUGUGGACAACACUGAACUAUCAAAUUGGCUUCAAUGUUUACAAAUGGAAGCAAGUAAGGUAAAACUCGAUAAAGUGGAUAAAGUCACACCUGACUCAUCGCGUGGUUACGAACAUAUUGACGGAUAUGGUAAUCCGUCGUCAUCAGUGAGGUCAUCAUCUCAUUCACGUGUAGCUAAGGUGUCAUCAGCGCCACCUAAGGUCAAAUCUACUACACCCAGUAGAUAUAGUCCAUCGUUAGAGGAAACUAGACGAAAGUCGCUUCCGAAUGGUCCAACGAACGGUGAUCGAGAAAUCAACGGAAGUGACGCAGAUUUUUCGUCAUCAACAGAAGAUUGGGGUUUAUCCUCGUUACCUAUAAUGCCAAACAGAAACAGUUUUGGAUUACCCGUUGAGGACUUCCCCGAGCACGACCCGGCUCUCAAGGAAGUUUGGCAGAAGGACAGGAACUAUUUGUUUAAUCUAGUGCGCGCCAAGCUGAGAGGAUACAGAAAACGACGGGAGAGUGAUGUAAAUGUGGACAACCCGGGUCCUAACAAUGAGGGGCUCAUGGUGGUAAACGAAGAUGUACGCACGACAAAUCGGGAACUUCAGACAAACUCACGCAACCUUAGAAGAACAAAAUCUGUAAACGUUACGCCAUCAUCUACUUCCGCUUCCGCUCCUGGAAACAAAGCUAUCGCCAUGGCUACGAAGGUGGAUAACUCACCUGAAGCAUCUCCAGCAUCUCGGCGGAAGAAGCACAAAGCUCUGUUGGUAAAGAAAAUAGCUGCAAAAGAUAUUGAGGACCCAACCUUCACCGGAUACAUGGAAAGGAAGAAUAUAAGCGAACAAUGGCUCAGGUACUGGUUCGUCCUCAAGGGUUCCUCCUUGUUCUGUUACCUUACUCCGGACGAUUCGAUUACUGUGGAUCUUUUGGAUGUCCGCGGAUACCGUGGCGAGUGUCUUGUCGACAGGUUCAGAGGAAAACGCUUCGUCCUCCAUCUAACGCACGAGGAAUACGUGUCGGUACAUUUGUCCGUUGACAGCCGGGACGACAUGGAAGAAUGGAGGGUAGCUAUACAGGAUGCAGCGGGGGAUUCCCCUAGUCGACAGGCUGAGACGUCAGAAACAGUAGUCGUGGACCCCCAAACAGAUGGUGCAACAUACGAAGAUAAAUGCGUGUCAGUGAAGAAGAAGCUUUUGAAUGAGAUGCUACGUCAGAAACACGAGCUUGAACGGAAGCAGGCUGCUCGGCAACGGCGUUCUCGAGGAGUAGAGUCGUCCAACAAAGACCUGAGCUCAGUGGAGAAACAAAUCACGUACGCAACACACAUCCGUCAGAGACGGCUGUCUACUCAGAUCAAGAUGGAAACAAUCACAAAACAGCUACAAAGCCAGUCAACCUCCAACAAGCGCUUUCCAUUUAGUUUUGGGGGCAAGAAGAAGAAUAAUAACCAAGAACAUUUGAAAGGCCAGCUAGAGGAAUUAAACAACAAACUACAACAAAUCGACCUUGACCUUACCUCGCAUAUUAACAAAACCACGUCCAAUUCGGACUUACUUGAUAUGAACCAAAACCGGAAGUCCAAUGGUAAUGGCGUACACGAGCCUGAAUCACGUGUCAGUGAUGAUGUCACAUCCGGUGCCAGAUUACCAACCGGAAACAGCAAUAUAACAAAAGAUGACACUGAUAUGAAUAAGACAAAUACUUUGAAAAACAGUGUUCAAAAACUAGCUCAGAAGACAUUUUCUAGAUCUGUGAAAUCGAAAAAAUCAAAGCGCUCUGGUGACGGUGAUUCUCCAAUAACGAACGGGUACCUGUCAGACUCGAUGGUGAUAGAUAGGCAUCGCCAUGGCCUCGAAAAUGGAGACAUUUCCAAUGAAUACGACUCGGAGGACGGGACGGACACUCAAAAGGCGGACAGUCUGACGGACCUGACCACAACCACCUCUAACAUAAGUGACGAUACUGUGUUCGAUAACAAGUCAGAAUCAGGUGGUACAAAGUUCAAAUCCAGGAAAAGCAAUUCUUCAUACUCAUCUAAUUCAUCUACACAUUCACAGUCAUCGACUCCGAGAAAGGAGGUGGACCCAAGCAUCAUGGCAGAAAUAGACGCAUUUGAGGAUUUCACGAAACAAAUUCUUGGCACGAAAACGGUUAUGUCUUGAAAACAGCAGCGUUUCUAUCCUUGAUAGGACAAUACUCUUACUUGAUCCUUAUGGACUGGUUACUGCGUGUAUGUAAGAAUGUCGAUCGGUCUCAACGAUACCCUCCGCCAUCUUGGAUUUAUCCUCAAUUGUGAACGAAGACAUGACAUAUUCACCAGCAGUUUUCCUUGGUUAUAUGGACAGGUGGCAUUCAACGUCACGUGAACGCCAUGGCCUAUGCCAUUAUGAUGGUGUAUGUGGGUGCAAUUUUAUCUUCGGACGCCAUUCCUAAAAUGUACACUUACGAUUCCUGGUUAUCGAGAAUGGUGAUACUGACGUUAUACGCGUGAAACUUAAAGACAAUCACACCAAAAACGGAAGUCGUGUUUGUGUUCAAAUCUACCAAAGAAUCUCGGCACACACUCGAUCUGAGCCUCCAGACAAUUUACGUCAGAUGAUGUCGCCGGGUCCUAACUACACCUUACAAUGCUUGUGAGCUAAUGCGGCAGUUACGUCCCUUUAUAUGUUUUAUUGUCAUUAGUUAACUAGCCGAGUUGCUAUGGUUACCGAUGUGUAAAGUUGAACUCUCUAGAAGCGGAGGAGCGUUAUACAUUUUGGUGGCUUGUGUCCUUCAACUGAACGGUUUUUGUCCUGCUUUCAUCGGCAAUUAAGCAACGAUAUUGACGAUUAUAACCGGCCAGUUGUAUGGUCACAAAAUAAAGUGUGGCUACUGAGGCUUUGCUUUAAGUCAAUGACUGGGAGGACAGGCAAAACGUGCAAUGUAAAUUCUACUGCAGGCUUUAUCAAUAUAUAAUUAAAUUUUGAUAAUGAAUGGACAAUGUGUUUGAACACAAAUAAACAAAUGAUUAUCGAAAAUAAAAUAUAUACAUGCAUAAA